This is a messenger RNA of Cladophialophora yegresii CBS 114405, 1257 nucleotides long. RefSeq lists its product as uncharacterized. The coding region runs from base 1 to 1257 and encodes 418 amino acids. Lineage: Eukaryota; Fungi; Ascomycota; Eurotiomycetes; Chaetothyriales; Herpotrichiellaceae. The transcript has 2 exons. Gene Ontology annotation, molecular function: aspartic-type endopeptidase activity; protein binding. Gene Ontology annotation, biological process: proteolysis. The record is from RefSeq and is a predicted model, not a curated record.
AUGACCCUCAACGAUCUAAAGACGUUCGUCCAAGCCGAGACAAAUGUUCCUCCCGUGGCUCAGAUUUUUCUCAAAGAUGGAAGACCGGUCAUUGAUAACUCGGUAACUUUGGCUCAGUUUGGCGUAAACGAGGGAGAUUUGAUUGCCAUGGCCAUCAGCACGAACCCUCCGAGACGGCGACCCGCGGACGGCAGUUCUGGUGACGACUCAUUAGUUCAGAGAGCGCGAAACAGUAGUGGUCAAGAGCAGCUGAGACUCCGAAUCCUACAAGACCGUGCUGUAAGAGCCGAAGUUGAGAGGCAAGAUCCAGAACUCGCGGCGGCAGCUCAGGAUCCGCAGAGAUUCCACGACCUCUGGGAUUCUAGACGGAGACAAAAUGAACGGAUGCAAGCGGAAAAGGAGGCAAAUCUUGCACGGUUGGAGGCGGACCCGUUCAACCUUGAAGCGCAGCAAAAGAUUGAGGAAAUGAUCCGUGAAGAGCGUGUGGCAGAGAAUAUGCAAAAGGCAAUGGAAGAGUUUCCCGAAGCAUUCGGAAGGGUCACCAUGCUUUACAUCGAUGUUAUUGUCAAUGGUAACCCGAUCAAGGCCUUCGUGGACUCGGGCGCACAAACCACCAUUAUGUCUCCCUCCGCUGCUGAACGAUGUGGUAUUCUGCGACUGGUUGACAAACGAUUCAGUGGAAUGGCAAAGGGGGUUGGGACUGCUCAAAUCCUCGGUCGUGUCCAUUCAGCAGACAUUCAAAUCGGACAGUACAAUCUGGCGAGCAGUUUCACUGUUAUGGAAGGCAAAGACGUGGAUUUGCUCCUGGGUCUUGACAUGCUGAAGCGGCAUCAAAUGUGCAUCGAUCUCAAGAAGAACUGUCUGAGGAUUGAAAGUGAUGAGAUCCCGUUCCUGCCGGAGAGCGAGAUACCCAAGAUGAUGGAGGAGGUCCUGGAAAACGAACCAAAGGUGGAAGGGCCUGGCGGAAGCACGAUUGGGACGACGACCGGAACCGUCAGGCCCGGCGCAUCGGCAUCGUCGAGUGGUGCCCAAGGACAAGCAACAAGCAAUGCCACCGCGCAGUCAUCCACAUCAACCAUCGGUGGAACAUCUCCCACUCCAUCCGCUCCUGGACCUGGCAACUUUGGACAACCGCAACCAAUCACAGCGGAGUCGAUAGCACGAGUGACGGAGCUGGGCUUUUCACGGGAAGAAGCAAUUGCAGCACUUCGACAAGCAGAUGGCAAUGUCGAACUUGCGAUCUCAUUGUUGCUUUAA